AUGGGAUUAAUAUUAGCCAAAUUAAUUCGUAAUUGGUGGUAUGGAAAAGAGUAUAAAAUCAUUUUUGUUGGACUCAACAAUGCGGGAAAAACAACGAUAUUAUAUCGUUUAACGACAGGAGAAGUUGUCGGCACGAAGCCGACUAUUGGAAGUAAUGUUGAAGAGCUCAAAUAUCACAACCUUAGGCUAACAGUAUGGGACAUUGGUGGGCAAGAUAGUUUGCGGAAGUCAUGGUCUUCCUAUUAUGCUCAAACCGACUGUGUAGUUUUUGUGUUGGAUUCAACAGACUGCUCAAGAUUAGAUGUCAUUCAGGAACAGCUGAAAGAUAUCCUUCAUCAUCAAGACAUAGGUAGUGCUCCUUUACUUUUUUUGGCAAACAAACAAGAUCUUCCAACGGCAUUGAGUGCUGGAGAUCUUUCAACACAAUUACAGUUAACCAACAUCAAAGAUAGAAAGUGGCAGAUACAUGGAUGUUCAGCUUUAAAGGGUGAUGGAUUAGAAACAGCAUUAGACUGGAUUGUUAAUAACAUCACUUGA
Molecule: messenger RNA, 537 nt
Organism: Auanema sp. JU1783
Lineage: Eukaryota; Metazoa; Nematoda; Chromadorea; Rhabditida; Rhabditidae
Source: the annotation of a GenBank genome assembly